This is a messenger RNA of Coniophora puteana RWD-64-598 SS2, 1857 nucleotides long. Its product is annotated as phosphatases II. Gene Ontology annotation, molecular function: MAP kinase tyrosine/serine/threonine phosphatase activity; protein tyrosine/threonine phosphatase activity. The record is from RefSeq and is a predicted model, not a curated record. The transcript has 3 exons. NCBI's taxonomy places the organism in Eukaryota, Fungi, Basidiomycota, Agaricomycetes, Boletales, Coniophoraceae. Gene Ontology annotation, cellular component: cytoplasm. Gene Ontology annotation, biological process: negative regulation of MAPK cascade; protein dephosphorylation. Bases 1 to 1857 code for a protein of 618 amino acids.
AUGAAGCGACUUUCGCUCAAUCUUCCUUCCGCUCAGUCCUCCUCCCUUUCUCUUAACUCUCCCCUAUUGGAUGUCCCUCAAACUGCGGUAGAUCCACCUCUCAAUGGACCGUACUCUUCUCGGCCCCGCAGGCCCUCAGUACUCUCCCUUCCCAACACAGCGACACCCAUAAUCCAUCGCAAAGACGAGGACGGAUCGCCAGCCGCACCUUAUACAGACGGUCCCAUCCAGAUUCUUCCAGGUAUAUGGCUUGGGUCAGAGGACAAUGCUAGAGAUUGGCCAGCCUUGAUGGAACGAAAUAUCAAGUCCAUUCUCAACGUUGCCAAGGAAGUUCAGCUUCCUUUCGACUCGGCGACCGGGCCGCCAUUGCGCGCCUUCUCCUCAACUCCCAACCUUGCAGCUGGCUCGUCAAAGUCAAGUGUCUCGACGUACUAUCCUCCGCAUGUUCCCAGCGGCAGGCCUGGCAUGUACUACCUCAAGCUCCCAUGGUCUCAUGGGCAGUCGGACCUUGUGCGCGAUGGUUUUCCUACAGCGAUGGCGUUUGUCGACGCCGCCCUAGCGCGCCACGAGGGAAUACUCAUCCAUUGUCAGUGCGGUAUUUCCCGAUCAGCGACCCUUGUCAUCGCGUUAGUGAUGCGGGCCUCUCAUACGCGCUCAGCUUCUGUACCUCCUGAAGUGUGGGAUCUGCAUAGCAUGCAAGCUGCUUACGCAUUUGUCAAAGAAAAGAGCCAACAAGUGGGCCCAAACAUGUCGCUCAUAUACCAGCUACUUGACUAUGAGAAGGUGCUUAAAGGUGGCAGCACAUCCCCUACUCCUUCUGACAAGUCGUCGUGUUUGAGCGAAGAAGAACGGGAAUGGGGUCGCCGCAGGUCGGCUUACGAGAAUAAUGAUAUUGAUGAUCGGGAGAGUGAGAUCAUUCAACAGGAGGCUCGGAACCUUGACCGUGCAAUGGAAGAACGCAUCAUUGCGCGCAAACCGUCAGCUUCCUCUAUCACAUCUUCAAAUGGAGUAGGCAUGGGCGUUGCUUGGCGUAGUCGCUACGGACGGAACCGUGCUGGAUCCACUGCUAGCGGUGCCAGUGUUCUCAGUGAGGACUUGGUGGAGGCCGACGAAGAACCGGAAUUGUUAGGGGUCGGUGGUGGCUUUGAUGAGUCUAGUGACUCCCGAACAAGUCCGUGCCUGUCACUUGCCAGCGGAUCUUCUGGCACCAAGGACAGCAUCACUGAACGGUCUUCGAAUUUGAAAGGUGAACAUAAGUUCCCUUUCCUGCGGACUAUGUCAGAGUCAUCCUCGUCUUCACUGCCUGAAGGACACGAACGUCAGGUCACAGUAUCUUUGCCUCCCAGCGGCAAAGGCUCUUUCAAAUCGAAACGCCGACCCCCUCCUCUAAAAACCUUGCCGCCUGUUCCUCCUUCCCCUGUCACCCCUUCACAGAGCAUGCCUAUGCCUCAGCCUUUGACUGCCCAGCCGAGGAGACGUUUAUCACGCAAAGCCGCACCUCCCCCCCUCAAACUUCGGAGCAGCGAACCUACCAAAAUUACCUUUCCACCCAAGUCUUCGGUUCAUCAGCAGCCCAUGGCAACCACACCGUCACAAACACUUCUUGUCUUCCCCCCUUCUCCUUCAAGACGGCCUUCAACGUUACGGACGCCAUCGACGAUGACCAUCACAUCCCAUUUUGCUGCUUCAAACGCGUAUCCUUUUCCUCCAUUACCCACCCCUCGCGUUAGUGCAUCGAGCAGAGAAGGGCGGGCUCGUUCCUUUAUCGGCAUUGGCUCUCCUGCUGUCCCUACCACUGCAUACUCGCGCGUUGACGCGCGUGGAUGGGUGGGACUUCGUGAUACAUCUGCCUCUUGA